This is a messenger RNA of Talpa occidentalis (Iberian mole), 1399 nucleotides long. RefSeq names its product DnaJ heat shock protein family (Hsp40) member A4 (gene DNAJA4). The transcript has 8 exons. Gene Ontology annotation, biological process: protein refolding; response to heat. Gene Ontology annotation, molecular function: Hsp70 protein binding; ATP binding. Bases 63 to 1250 code for a protein of 395 amino acids. The record is from RefSeq and is a predicted model, not a curated record. Gene Ontology annotation, cellular component: cytosol; cytoplasm. NCBI's taxonomy places the organism in Eukaryota, Metazoa, Chordata, Mammalia, Eulipotyphla, Talpidae.
GGAGCUCGGGGGAGGCGCGCGAGCAGCCCGAGGGGCCGGCGGCCGCGGAGCCGGGCGGCGCGAUGGUGAAGGAGACCCAGUACUACGACAUCCUGGGGGUGAAGCCCAGCGCGCCCCCGGACGAGAUCAAGAAGGCCUAUCGCAGGCUGGCGCUCCAGUACCACCCGGACAAGAACCCGGACGAGGGCGAGAAGUUUAAGCUCAUCUCCCAGGCCUACGAGGUGCUGUCCGACCCGAAGAAGAGGGAGGUGUAUGACCAGGGCGGGGAGCAGGCCAUCAAGGAGGGCGGCUCGGGCAGCCCCAGCUUCUCCUCGCCCAUGGACAUCUUCGACAUGUUCUUCGGCGGAGGGGGGCGGAUGGCGCGCGAGCGGAGAGGCAAGAACGUGGUGCACCAGCUGCCCGUGACGCUCGAGGAUCUGUACAAGGGCGUCACCAAGAAGCUGGCCCUCCAGAAAAGCGUCAUCUGCGCCAAGUGCGAAGGCGUCGGCGGGAAGAAGGGGUCCGUGGAGAAGUGCCCGCUGUGCAAGGGCCGCGGCGUGCAGGCGCACAUCCAGCAGAUCGGGCCGGGCGUGGUGCAGCAGAUCCAGACCGUGUGCCUCGAGUGCAAGGGCCGCGGCGAGCGCGUCAGCCCCAAGGACCGCUGCGAGGGCUGCGGGGGCGCCAGGGUGACCCGCGAGAAGAAGCUCAUCGAGGUGCACGUGGAGAGAGGUAUGAAGGAUGGGCAAAAGAUUCUCUUUCAUGGAGAAGGCGACCAGGAGCCUGAGCUGGAGCCGGGCGAUGUGAUAAUUGUGCUUGAUCAGAAGGACCAUAGUGUCUUUCAGAGGCGAGGCCACGACUUGAUCAUGAAAGUGAGAAUCCAGCUCUCUGAAGCCCUCUGUGGCUUCAAGCGGACGGUAAAGACGCUGGAUGACCGCACGCUCCUCGUCACGUCCCGGCCAGGUGAGGUGGUGCGGCACGGCGACCUCAAGUGCGUGCACGGCGAGGGGAUGCCGGUGCACAGGGCGCCCCUGGAGAAGGGCAGCCUGGUCCUGCAGUUCCUGGUCAUCUUCCCUGAGAAGCACUGGCUGCCGCUGGACAAGCUCCCCCAGCUGGAGGCGCUGCUGCCGCCGCGGCCGAGCAUGCGGGUGACGGAGGACAUGGACCAGGUGGAGCUGCAGGAGCUCAGCCCGGGGGAGCAGAGCUGGCGGUCGCAGCGCGAGGACGAGGAGGAGGACGGGCCCCGGGCGGGGGUGCAGUGCCACACGGCCUGAGCCUCGGCCCCACCCGCGCUUGACCUCGCCAGCGUGCGCCCCUUCCCCGCCACCCCCGUGCCGAGCGUCUCGGGGCGACCUACGUCGUAGCGCGAUUUAUAUCUAAACGUUCUAAGCGCGAAUCUCCCGCGUCGCGUGGAUGUUAUUUG